Molecule: messenger RNA, 435 nt
Organism: Aegilops tauschii subsp. strangulata
Lineage: Eukaryota; Viridiplantae; Streptophyta; Magnoliopsida; Poales; Poaceae
Source: RefSeq, a predicted model, not a curated record
AUGCCGACCACCGCGCCCGCGGUCGCGUCCGCCUCGCCGGCCACCGGCCCCGUCCUGGCCACGGCUUCGCGCACGUCUGGACCACGCUCGCCCCUCGCCCCUUGCCGCCGCUGUUGCUUGCUCCGUCUGCUUCCUGCUACCGUGUUGCCCACUACCGCAUCUGCUCGCGCUGCUCGCCUUCCGAGGUUGCGCUACUGCUCGGCGCCGGCGCCGGCCUCAUCCUGCCCCGGACGGCGUAGUCCUCCGCCUCUACUCGCCCGCGCUCCGGCUCCCUCUGCCUCCCCCACGCGCCUAGGCUCCAGACGCGCCCGCUGCUGGCCCCAUCUCACUGCCGGCUCCACCCUGCCGCUUCCCCCCGCUGUAGCCGCCCAACCGCCGGUGCUGCCGGCCGCGCACGCCCCUGCGGCCUCGUUCCGCUGCACCCCCUGCGGGUGA